CAGUGCGUUGCCUAGUGUUAGACAAGCGUUGGUAGACGACGCACCGAAUUUCGAACGAGUAAACGCGUGGCGAUAGGGCGCGGACAAGAGUCUAAUCUUUAUUUACAUAUUUAUAAAUAAUAAUCAAUCAAAUAAUUAAACGAAAACAAGAACAAGUUUUUUAAAAAAAAUUUCUAAUUAAUAAUCCAAAUAAAAAUAUUUUAAAACAAGUAAGAGCUCUUGCUUCCGACGCCCGUAUUAUUACGAACGAACGAUCUGUUUUAUCAAUUAUCACUCCGAUAAUUUUUAAAUCCACUUUUAUCAUUAUCAUUGUUUUUAUAACUACUCUGAAUUUAAAACUAUAUAUUAUAAAUUUUAUCAAAGACGGAUUUAUAAUUUUAUUUAAAUCUCAAUCUAAAAACGAAUACGAAAUGGCAACCGCCAUCGACCCAGUCGACAUUGCAAAUAUUCUUGCACAAGAGUUGCUAUUCCAACAGCUGGCAUCUCUAGACGGUCUGCACAGUGGUGUGCCCACGAGGACGACGCCUACACUGACACCGACGACCCUCCGCACCAUCGAGCAGACUUUUCUCGAAUUAACGAGCGAGUCAGCGUCCCACAGUCGCGAGGCCGGUUUCGUUCCUCCUUUGGUUGAGCCGUCCCAGCCGACGCCGGCUCAGACCCAGAACAACAGCUUAAUCACCGGGCAGAGCACCCAUAAUCAUCACCAUCACUCGGUGCUACUGGAGAAUCAGCAGAGUAGACCUCAGCAGCAGGCCCGCAGAAACAUGGGCGGCAGGAGACCCACCAGGACGAUCGGCAUGUCCCCUGAGGAGGAAGAACGGCGACAGGUUCGCAGGGAGAGGAAUAAAAUGGCUGCUGCUAGGUGUCGCAAACGAAGAAUGGAUCACACCAAUUCCCUACUAGAAGAAACUGAGGGUUUGGAAAAGAAGAAACAAACACUCCAGAACGAAAUCUCGCAGCUCCAACAAGCAAAAGACGACCUGGAGUUCCUGCUAGAAAACCACCGAGCAGUAUGCCGAUUGGGCUCAUCCUCGCCUCCUGACAUGAAACCCGUGAUAAAAGCAGAGUCAUACAUCGACAACAGCCCAUUCCUCCACCCGAAUAAAUGCGACUCCCUGGACACCAGACCGAACCGGCCAAACUCCCUGCAAGUCGGUUCUGACAACAACAACCGACCAACUUCAUUGCCGAUUUUUGCCGCUAAUGAAGCUAAAGACCGACCAGACCCCCUGCAAUUCAAGACCGUCGAGACGCCCUCAUUCAUGAAGACUUCGAAUGAAGUUGCCGGUGUCCCAAUAACGACACCCUCCAGCGGUAUUCCAUUCAACUUUGACUCUCUGAUGGACGGUGGCACCGGGUUGACCCCAGUGUCCACGCCGCUGAUUCCUUCUUGCUCCUCGCAACAGAGAAACAAUCUGUCCGCCGUUGAUCUCAGCUCUCCGGACGCCAAUCCACCUAAACUUGUCAGCUUGUGACGCCAGGAGGAACUCAACUACACCUCCAAUGAACAUGAACCCGCGUAAAGUUAU
Cotesia glomerata is the source of this 1532-nucleotide messenger RNA. RefSeq names its product transcription factor kayak (gene kay). The record is from RefSeq and is a predicted model, not a curated record. The transcript has 3 exons. Gene Ontology annotation, molecular function: DNA-binding transcription factor activity, RNA polymerase II-specific; RNA polymerase II cis-regulatory region sequence-specific DNA binding. Gene Ontology annotation, cellular component: nucleus. Gene Ontology annotation, biological process: regulation of transcription by RNA polymerase II. Bases 411 to 1478 code for a protein of 355 amino acids. NCBI's taxonomy places the organism in Eukaryota, Metazoa, Arthropoda, Insecta, Hymenoptera, Braconidae.